Fusarium poae is the source of this 1266-nucleotide messenger RNA. RefSeq lists its product as uncharacterized. Gene Ontology annotation, molecular function: FAD binding. NCBI's taxonomy places the organism in Eukaryota, Fungi, Ascomycota, Sordariomycetes, Hypocreales, Nectriaceae. Bases 1 to 1266 code for a protein of 421 amino acids. The record is from RefSeq and is a predicted model, not a curated record. The transcript is spliced from 3 exons.
AUGGCGAUUCCCCAAGAUCAAAAGCCUGUACUUAUAGUCGGCGCUGGGAUAAGUGGCUUACUCCUUGCACAAAGUUUGACUCAGCAUAAAAUCCCUGUUCGCGUAUUUGAGCGCGAUGCAAAUCUUGAAACUCGUGGUGUAGGAUGGGGACUCACCCUGAACUGGUCUCUUCCUGCGCUGCAGUCACUUCUCCCAGAACAUCUCUACAGCCGUCUCCCAGAGGCAUAUGUUGAUCGAGAAGCUAUCAAGGGAGGGCUUUCGUCGAGAUUUCCUUUCUUUGACCUGGCUACGGGAGAAUUAAAAGCUUCAACACCGACAGCACCAGAAGCUAGUCGAAUUCGAGUAACAAGACAGGGUCUUCGAAAUAUCUUGGCCAGUGGUAUAAAUGUUGAGUGGAACAAGUCUUUACAGCAAGUCGCGUCUACAGAUCAGUCUGUCACUGCCACGUUUGAAGAUGGAAGCUCAGUGACUGGAUGCUUGUUGGUAGCAUGUGACGGUAGUCACUCUCGGGUCCGCCGAGCAUUAUAUCCGGAUCUGAAGCUUCACGAUGUCCCUGUCCGUAUGCUCGGCAUGAAGCUGGAGAUGACGCCUGAUGAAGCCAAACCAAUUCGAGACCUUGACCCUUUCUUCAUGCAUAGUACCCACUCAUCACACAGCAUGUUUGUAUUUAUGAGUAUGCUCGACGCUCCCGGCAACCAUCGAGACGAGAUCCAUCCGUAUGUGCUACAGAUGUGCGUCUCCUGGCCAUAUCGUGCCGGCUUCUUUGGUAAAGAAGCCCCAAUAGAAAUUCCCGAAACAGUCGAGGAGCAGCUGAAGUUGAUUCACGAAUUCGCGGAAACAUUUGCUGAGCCUUGGCGGUCUCGCGCAUUGGGCGCCAACAUCGAUGCACAUGUCAAAGGUCUCAAAAUUCAAGAUCUGCCUCCACCUGGGGGUCUUCAGACAACUGGUCGCGUUGUACUCAUGGGCGACGCUCUUCACCCUAUGGCCAUGUACCGAGGAGAGGGUGCAAACCAUGUAAUUCUAGACGUGGAAGACUUUGUCGAUUGUGUUAUGCCUAUCUUACAAGCUGGUGGGACAUCUGAGAAGUUGAAGGCAUCUAUGGAUCGCUACCUAAAAGUCGUUGUCACACGAACUCGACCGGCUGUGUUGGCGUCUAGACAAGCCUGCCUACAUGCGCAUGACUGGGAGAAGAUCAGCAGUGAGAGCCCACUUCUGACAAGGCGUAUGCCCUUUGUCGAGUUUGACGAGAGUCAAUUGCAGUCUUAG